Cuscuta epithymum is the source of this 743-nucleotide messenger RNA. The record is from the annotation of a GenBank genome assembly. NCBI's taxonomy places the organism in Eukaryota, Viridiplantae, Streptophyta, Magnoliopsida, Solanales, Convolvulaceae.
UGAUCAUCUAGCCUUGGAGUAAGAAGAUGAAGUGUUGAUGGUCCGUCCCCUUCUUGAACCGUCACCGUGGAGUGAACGAGUGGCUAGAGUUUGAAAGAUGAAAUUUCAAGUUCGUAUUUGACCACAUCUAUGUAGUUAUUUGCUUUAUUUUUAUUUGAAGAUUUAUUACUUUUUUUCGUUAGACUAUAUAUUUACCUUGUUUUUGGUUUGUUUGUGUUUGUGACAGUCUUGAGAAUUUGAGAUGUCUAGUUUAGCUAUGAUUGGAGGUAUUGAAACGUAUAACGCAGUUAAUUGCCCGGAAGCUCCCACAACAUGUUUAGCGAAAAGUUCCGCUCAGUAUUGGGUGAAUUUUUCUAUGUCUGACCGGCGACUGUGGAGACUCUUUGGCUAUUAUGAGUCUAGUGAAGUGAUAAAGAGUAUGAUGACCGUAAAUAUUCCUCAACCAAAUCUCAGUUUCCUAAAUCUCAAUAUGUCAUCUCUGUAUUCUCUGGCAGCACCCGUAGUCUCUGUAUUCUUUCUUCUCACAGGGCCCUCGCAACACAAGCCAACAAAGAAAUCCCAAGACCCGCCCGUCUCUUGUGCAGUAGAAGGACCUCCAUGCUUGAGGAGAAGUGAGCGGCGAUGAGGAGUAGUCAGCCGAAGGGGAAGAUCGAAGAAUCCAAGCGAGAUUGAAGAAGCAGGCGCGAACGGGAAGAUCGGAGAAGUCCGAUGCUAGGGAGAGAAGCGCAAGGGCUUAAAAAGGG